GCAGUGGGACACACCUACAACAAGGUAGAUCACUUUUCAUGACUGCAUUAGAGAAUGCCAUAAAUCUGAAUUAUUUUAAGAGCUUUAUUUUGGAAAGCACCUUUUGAAGAGUGGGAAAGACAGAAAUGAACACAGUGAGUGGGGCACUGGAGGAUGAGGGAGAGGGAGGGGAAGAGUGUGUGUGUUUGAGGGAGAGUGUGAGGGAGGGAGAGUGAAAAGGAGGGAGGGAGAAAUAUAAGAGACACGGCAAUAGAGGGGAAGGUAAUACAGCGGAUAACUUCCCUGUCAGGCUCACCAUGUUUCUGCUGCAGACUGUGACUGUUAUUUCUCUGACUGUCGUUCUCCUGGACGCAGUGGAAGGUGAUGGGGUACAGAUGCAGAGAGACGUUCAGUGCUGUAUGCAGUACUCCCAGGGGAACGUGCGCACCAAAGACGUGCUGAGGUUUGAAGUGCAGACGGAGGGGCCAGACUGCAGCAUACAAGCCAUCAUACUGUACACCAAGAAGGCGGUGAAGUGUGCUGACCCCAGAAAUAGAAGGGUCAAGAGGUUACUGAGGAAGCUGCUCCAGAGGCAGAGGACCAAAGCACAUAGAACCAUGUGGCUCCACCCUCAUGGCAACCUGCCAGUCAUGUCGGAGGAUAAGAAGGAUGGGUGGGAUGCCCUCCAUGUGGAAUGAGUGUGAGGUUGCUGUUACCACAGAAGGAGAAUUAUUGUCAUAGGCCAAGUAAACUUCCAGCGGCUUCUCAUCCUAACUCAGCCAAGCUUGCUGACUCUCCAGUCGUCUCGUGUCACUAUCUAUCUGGCUGGGAGUGUGUAGUGGCUGAGCUGUCAUCGCCAUACAUUGCGGAGUCCAUGAGAGGUUUUGAUAUAUAGCUAAAUGUCUUUUACACACUGUCGCUAACUAUGCCAAAGUAUUUGCCAAGUAUUUCUGAUUACUCUUUAUUCCGAGAAACCGGUCUUCACCAUCUAUGUAUGGCUGUUCAACUUCAUAGACGGCUUGUUCUCGCCUGAAACACAAUGUUAUUUAGAAAAAUGCACUGUAUGUUUAAACACAUCUUCAGUGGAUCUUUUAUAAAUAAAUUAACCUGAAAGAGUUA
Molecule: messenger RNA, 1098 nt
Organism: Salvelinus sp. IW2-2015
Lineage: Eukaryota; Metazoa; Chordata; Actinopteri; Salmoniformes; Salmonidae
Source: RefSeq, a predicted model, not a curated record